AUGACAGGCCCCAGGACCAUCGUACUGACAGAAGGCAGUCGUGCAGUCUUGCUGUGCCCAGCGUUGGAUAAGCGGCCAUUGAUGGCGAUCCAGUGGUUCAGAGUGGGUGAAAAGGAGCCCAUCUAUGAAUAUAACAGGCCACACCUGCCUGACGCCGCAAAAGAAAAUCUGAGGAUGUUUGGGCCACUAAAACACCGGCCACGUCCCGACUGGCUUGGAAGAGCAUUUCUUCGGUUGGGAACUGAGGAAACACCUGCUCUAGCUGUUACCAAUGUCCAAGCAUCCGACAAAGGAGAAUAUGUCUGCAAAGCCAUCUUUGCCGACGGAUCCAUUCGUGCAGUGAAUACAAUUGUACACAUCACAGCGACCGUGAAAGCUCCUUCGAUUUUUGGCUCUCACGGCGAAGUCCUAUCGGGUGAAAUCGGACCCUACGUGGAAGGAGACACCUUGAGACUCAUCUGCGAAAUGAAAUCAGGAUACCAACUUUUUUGGCUGUGGAACUCGACGACUGUGGUGGAUGGCCAGGAAGAGCGCACCCCUAAGGGGGUCAGGUCAACGCUGGUCGUCAAGCAGUUGACACCAAAUGACUCCCUGUCGCGAAUCACCUGUCGGGCUUCCAACUCUUUCGGCGUCAACAGCAGCACCACAGUGACGCUCAACGUCUGGACUCGGAUAACCCACGUGCGAAUACGACGAGGCCAUUUCAGUGAAGGAGUCCCCGCGAGGGUGGAAUGUGAGGUACUCGGUUGCAGGCCUCCACCCCUGGUGUCCUGGUACCUGGACGAUGAGGGUCCGCUGCCUGACUCCUUCACCCACGUCUUGGGCGACAUCACAACGAGCGUCUUGACGAUGUGGCCUACCGCAGGACACAACAAGAAAGAGCUCAUUUGCAACGCGCGCCAUCCUGUUCUCGAUCACCAGGUUAAUGAUUCCUUCGUCAUGGACGUACACUACAAACCUAAGCUGAUCCUUUCUUCUAACAAGACUAAACUGGAACUGCCAGAUGAAGAUCUCGCCCUGAGCUGUACCGUCGACGCUCAUCCUACAGCCAGCGUCUUGUCCUGGUAUCUCAACGGACAACUGAUCGGUUUGCCUUCGGAGGAGUCGCUCGAGGUCUUCACUGCUAUUCAUAAAGCGAUCAUCCCUGCUGCCUCUUUAGGGUAUUACGCAUGCGCAGCGAGGAACAGCGAAGGGUUUGGGCUCAGUAACCAGGUUCACGUGUCCGCGGCAUACGACGAAAAUGACAGCAUUUCGACGCUUCUGACGGCGGACGUGAACCUUAUAGCCGUCUCAGCCAUUGCAUCCCUAACGUCAUAUGUCGAAGGCCUGCUUUGA
This is a messenger RNA of Ornithodoros turicata, 1335 nucleotides long. RefSeq names its product hemicentin-1-like. The transcript has 7 exons. The coding region runs from base 1 to 1335 and encodes 444 amino acids. The record is from RefSeq and is a predicted model, not a curated record. Lineage: Eukaryota; Metazoa; Arthropoda; Arachnida; Ixodida; Argasidae.